AUGCGGCUCCAAGCGGCCCUUUUCCUCGCCGCGUGCGUAUCGCCCGUAGCGGCCAUCUUCCGUGAUGAAGUCAAUCACAUCGACUUCCAUCAUGCCCUCCUCGGUGCCCCCUCGCCCGAUUCGACCUUCUUCGUCAAGCCAUCCUCCGCCUCAAAUGCAUCCCUCCUCUACACGAUUUCCGACAAAUCAAUCCUAGGUGCAAUCAAUCCUCGCGAUGGUGCGCUGCUCUGGCGUCAGGACAUUUCACCGUCGAGCGCUGCCACUGGGGGGGCCAGUCUCCUGCGCAGCUCUGAUGGGAACAAUGCUGUUGUCAGUGCGGCUGGACAACAUAUCUCGUCAUGGACCGCCCAGGAUGGCAAAUUGAUUUGGGAGAAACAGUUCAAAGAUGGUGUGGUUGCGGACAUUGAACUUUUGGAGCUAGAAGAGGCCAGCAAGACAUCUGGCCCCCGGGAUGCUUUGGCACUUGUUGAUGGCGAAAGCGUUGACUUUGUGAGACGAUUGGAUGGAGCAACUGGAAAUGUUAAGUGGGAGUACAAGGAUGAGAGCGGGGAUGUUGCGUUCCAAGUGUCAUCUUCCCCAACAGAGGUUUUCUACAUUUCGCUUCAAUCGGCAUUACUGAAGGGUCACAAGGUUAAAGUCACUGUUUUGGACCCCGUGACUGGGCGGCAACUCCGUCAACAUGUUCUGAAUUCCGAGAAUGAUAUUGCGACCCCAGAAUCCGUCCUCUUUGUAGGCGCAAAUAUCGCUUCCCCCUUGAUUGCUUGGGCGGAUAAAGCGCACAAGGCCCUGAAAGUCAAUAUCAUCGGUACAAAGCAAGUUCAGACGAUCAACAUCGAAAACGCUUCCGGCCAUGAAAUUCGCCAGAUCACCAUCCAUGCCCCCCACAAACUCAACUCCCUUCCCCACUUCUUGGUCCAUUACGUGACUGACAAUGGCGCAUGGGCGGAGGUUUAUCACGUGGACUUGAAGUCUGCUGCUAUCACAAAGGCCUACUCGCUUCCAUACUUGCAGGGUCAGUCUGUAGUAGCUACUAGCAACAUUGACGCCAAUGUAUACUUCACCCGCAUUACCGAGUCGGAGGCUGUUGUGGUUUCUUCCGCAUCCCAUGGAAUUCUGGGUCGCUGGAAUAUCGAGAACCCCCCCAAGGAGCUUGCCCUCUAUGCAGUUUCCGAGGCGAUAGCCAAGGGAAAGUCCGUGGUAGUCCGUGCGGCUAUUCUGCGAGAAGCCGGAGCCUGGGAUUUGAUUCGCAAUGGCCAGACUGAGUGGGUUAGACAUGAAGGUCUGAUCGAUGCCGUGGCUGCUACAUGGAUCGAGGCUCAAAUCCAGGAAAACCUGGCCCACGAGCUGGAGGUCGAGGGACAUGAAAGCUUGGUCGGUGCAUACACCCACCGGGUGAAGCGUCAUAUUCGUGAUCUUGAACAUCUUCCUCAAUGGCUCAAGAACCUCCCUCAGCGAAUUAUCAGCAGUGUGCUGGCCGAUGAAGUAACAAACCUUGAUAGCUUUGGUCUGGCUAAGUCGGUCCUUAUCGCUACUAAGGGUGGCCGUCUUUAUGCAUUGGACACUGCUGAACAAGGAGCUGUUGUGUGGAGUGUCCAGGUGGAAGAAACAUCCCAGUGGGAUGUGAAAUCUAUCGUAACUCGACCUGGAGAGGCUACGAUUUAUGUCGGUGAUGGAAGCUCUGCCACUGUCAAUAUAUCUACGGGCGAAGUCACUUCUCGCUCCGCACCUAAGAAUGUCAAGCUCCAGUCAAUUAUCUCUCUUGAUAGCGAGACAACCAUCGGGGUUCAGGAAGACGGCUCAUUGGCUACCGCGUUUGAGAAGUCUGAAGAGCUUCUGGUAACAACCAGCGCUGAUGGCCGUGUUUUGGGAUGGAGCGGAAAGGACAACAAGUCUCCCUUGUGGGAGUUUGUGCCCCCAUCUGGCCAAAAGGUAAUCCAUGCCACCUCUCGCCCUGCUCAUGAUCCAGUUGCCUCGAUCGGCAAGGUGCUUGGUGAUAGGUCCGUCCUGUACAAGUAUCUGAACUCAAACCUUGCCCUUAUCACGGCAGUGAACGAAAAGGAUCACACUGCUGGAUUCUAUCUUCUCGAUGGUGUAUCUGGCAAUGUGCUUCAUGCGACAACUCACGACAGCGUUGACACUACUCAGCCUAUUGCGUCAGUCAUGUCCGAGAACUGGUUCGCCUAUUCUUUCUUCGGCGAUGUUCUUGAUGAAUCUUCCGCUAAAGGUUACCAACUUGUGGUUUCUGAGCUGUAUGAGUCGUCUAUCCCCAAUGACCGUGGUCCCCUUGAUGCGGCAGGGAACUAUUCAAGCAUCCACGGCAACAGCGGCGACAGUCUCCCGCUUCCUCACGUUAUCUCUCAAUCCUUUGUUAUUCCCGAGCCGAUUUCCCACAUGGCCGUCACCCAGACUCGUCAGGGCAUCACCACUCGUCAACUUAUCUGCACUUUGCCAGAGUCUAGCUCAAUCAUCGGAAUUCCUCGACCAGUUUUGGAUCCUCGCCGCCCUGUCGAUAGGGAUCCAACCUCUGCCGAGGCAGAAGAGGGGCUUUUCCGUUACGCCCCGCUCCUAGAAUUCGAUGGCAAGUGGUACAUUACUCACGCACGAGACGUGUCCGGUAUCAAGACUGUACUCUCCCAGCCUACUCUCCUGGAGAGUACCAGUCUGAUAUUCGCAUUUGGAGGCGAUGUCUUUGGAACACGCGCUACUCCCAGCCAAGCUUUUGAUGUUCUUGGCAAAAGCUUCAACAAGUUGCAGCUUGUCCUCACUGUAGUAGCCCUGACAGUGGGUGUCGCAUUCCUAGCCCCAAUGGUUCGGAAGAAGCAGGUCAACCUGCUGUGGAAGGCAAACUAG
Penicillium angulare is the source of this 2850-nucleotide messenger RNA. RefSeq lists its product as uncharacterized. Gene Ontology annotation, molecular function: protein binding. The record is from RefSeq and is a predicted model, not a curated record. The transcript has 3 exons. Gene Ontology annotation, biological process: protein folding in endoplasmic reticulum. Lineage: Eukaryota; Fungi; Ascomycota; Eurotiomycetes; Eurotiales; Aspergillaceae. Gene Ontology annotation, cellular component: EMC complex. Bases 1 to 2850 code for a protein of 949 amino acids.